AUGCCAACCUUAAAGAACGCGAGUCCGCCCAAACAUCUAUCGCCUCCUACUUCUGCUUCAUUCUCGCACUCGAAGAUGCAGAACGCAACCAAGACGAACCCCUACGACUCCUAUGUCUCGACUAACGGCAACCAGGUUCUUUUCAUGAACGCAAAGAGAGCACAGGUCAACGAUUCCGUGAUGAAGACUGUCGACACUGCACCGCCAGGCGCUGCUCCGAAGGGUUCCAGUUUCCAGUUCGGACAUGGUGCGGAGGGCAUGAUCGUCGAUAAUACGGUAGUCGCCGCAUAUACAGGCAAUGGAACAGGGGUCGAUAUCACAAAGUUUCUACUUGAUACACCCCUUUUACCGCGCGCGGUUGCUGCCACCGCCCGAGGUGCUGGCCAAAGUUCAGAUCCAACGUCUCAAUCGCUGUCUCAUGGAGCAGCCUACCAGCGAGAAUCGUCCUCACCGGAUACCACAACUCCUGGAGCCGGAACACCCGGAGGAGGCAUCAAGAUCGGCAACGGGUCGACCGACCUAAUCUUCGAAAAUUGCGUCUUCCGCACCUACACCGGAAGUGAUCAAGCUCUGAAUGUCCAAGCGUUCUUGACCCAACCGCCUGUCUUGCCUCGUCGUUCUGUCCGUGAACAAGCCGAAUGCGCGCACAAGACGGUUUCAGGGUUGCCUAGAGACUAUUGA
Molecule: messenger RNA, 681 nt
Organism: Cyclocybe aegerita
Lineage: Eukaryota; Fungi; Basidiomycota; Agaricomycetes; Agaricales; Hemipholiotaceae
Source: the annotation of a GenBank genome assembly